This is a messenger RNA of Thermothielavioides terrestris NRRL 8126, 1968 nucleotides long. RefSeq lists its product as uncharacterized. Gene Ontology annotation, cellular component: nucleus. Gene Ontology annotation, biological process: regulation of transcription by RNA polymerase II. The transcript has a single exon. Gene Ontology annotation, molecular function: DNA-binding transcription activator activity, RNA polymerase II-specific; RNA polymerase II transcription regulatory region sequence-specific DNA binding. The annotation marks the transcript as partial. The record is from RefSeq and is a predicted model, not a curated record. Lineage: Eukaryota; Fungi; Ascomycota; Sordariomycetes; Sordariales; Chaetomiaceae.
GAGAGCGACUGCAGGCGUCAAUGUCAGCGUUCUCUAGCCGUCAAGAGCGAAGGGGAAACGGCCACGAUGUCGCAGGGGGGCUCUGCGCCUCGCCCUGUGUCCCGCCAUUCUUCUCGGUCUCCGGUGAGGGGGACGGAUGCCACAUCCUCUCCCCCGCUCCAGCGAAGCCGUACCCAACAAGAUGAGCCGAGAGCGCGGGCGGCGCUUCCCGACCCCGCCGGUAUUGCGCCAACUCAGGGCGAUGGGGCCCCCCAACGUACCGCAGGCAGGACUCCGGACACCCGCGAUAGACCGCUGGACCCGGUAAGGCCACACCCAGUGUUGGCUGACCGUCCACCGUCUCUUCCGCAGUUUUCGGCUUCGGGAGGAAACGCGCAACCGGCCACGGCGGCGGCCCAGUAUGGGUUGGAAGGAUCGCCGUCCAGUGCUGUUGUUUUCCAGCCCCCGGCCGCUGCCACACCACGAUCAGCGAGCCAGGUUCUCGCCCGGACGACAUCUCCCGUGGCGCCGCCUCCGUCCGCGGACCAGACUUCUCCCCAACCUAUACAUCCGUAUCCUAUGGCCGCGAGGCGGAUUCUGACCCCGAGGUCACCGAGAGCCACUAGCCUUAGUCGAGCGGCGAUGAGGACGCUGGAGGCGCAGCACCUCGCGGCGAACCUACCGGCUCCUUCCGAUCGGAGUACAGUCGCGACGCACGAUCCCCAGGCGCAGGGCAGCGGGCCUCCGGCUCUGGGAACACCACCGCACUUCCACGGUCCUGCCUCUGGAGGACGACCACCUUCACCGACCGGACCAACCUCCGGACUUGCUCGGUCGCUCUCGCAGCCCAGCUUAAACCUGGGUCUCCCCUCGGCAUCACCGUCCGAACUGCGACAGACAACAAGCACAAAGCGCGAGCAUGACGGGCGGCCAGUCGUGCCAGGGCCACCAUUUCCCGCGCCGAUCUCCGCCAGCCGGCCGUUUGGUGCCCGGGGGGCUCUAGGAGACGUCUGGGGACCUGGGCCGCUGUCCUCGCUGCCUGCUGGCGCGUCCAGGAACCUACAAAUUGCCGAAGGUCAUGCUCUUUUCGCCAUCACGCCAACACACGGGGAGGAGAUUGUGGUCCCCAUUGACACCCACCAUGCAUCAAGGCAAGCGGAUCAGAAGAGGCAGCGCAAUGCAGGGGCAUCGGCGAGGUUCCGACAGCGGAAAAAGGAGCGCGAGAGAGAGCAGCAGGAGGAGAUGCAGAAGCUGGAAAACGAAAACCGAGAGCUGGGCAAGAAGAACGAGGAGCUGGCCAAGCGCUGCCAGGAACUCGAGGCCGAGCGAGACUUUUACCGAAACGAGCGAAACCGCUUGAGAGACUUGAUCUCCAAGACGCCGGGGAUGACGGAGUGGGCCGACCGGGGACCACCAAGUCCAAUCUCGAGAACCGGGGGGACUCCCGCCGGCAGCAUGCUCCAGGCUCCUCAACCGCCUCCGCCCCCGCCUCCGGUGCACCCACACUCGCACUUCCAACCCCCCCCGACGCCGUUCGCCCAGCCCCCCGCCCACCCUCGCCCUCACCCCCACCCGCGCUCGAGUUCGUACGUCGACCCAUCCGGGCUUGAACCGCCCGCGAGGCGGAGACGAACCGACUCCGAGCCGCACCUGCCCAGCAGCUCCUACAGCCUGGUCACGUCGACUCACCUGCCGCCGAUCACCAGCCCGGCCCCUCCUGCGGCUGCUGGUGCUGCUGCUGCUGCCUUUGGCGUGCCGCCUUCGCCCCAUUUGACGCCGCCGCCGGCGGGCGUCGCGCGAUUGCCGCCGCUGCGCUUCGACCAGUCUCGCACCCCCUCGACGACCCCGCCGCCCAUCGCGACGGUGCCGCCCCCGCCGGCGAUGCCGCCGCAGCCGUCUGACCCGUACGCUACUACGAGCAGGAGACCGCCGUACGAGGCUGGGUGGGCGACAGAUCCGCGUGGCCCGACCGAUGGCGGGCCCAGGUGA